Zophobas morio is the source of this 666-nucleotide messenger RNA. RefSeq lists its product as uncharacterized. The transcript is spliced from 3 exons. Lineage: Eukaryota; Metazoa; Arthropoda; Insecta; Coleoptera; Tenebrionidae. The coding region runs from base 117 to 596 and encodes 159 amino acids. The record is from RefSeq and is a predicted model, not a curated record.
GUAAAAAUUGGUUGUUUCUGCACGAUCUCCCAGACUUACAGUUUUGCUCGACCACUCCUCCAAAAAACAUGCGUUUUGUCUAGUCCUACUUUAGAAAAUUCCUAAACACCACUAAAAUGUGGAAGAACAACAAAUACCUCAACUAUUUGUGCAUCGGGGUCGUCAUUUUCUCCCAGAUCAUUAGUGGAUUCCUGCAACAAGUUAAUUUACUACCUCACCUGAACAAGGAACACGAACACUUGAACAACUUGCAUAAAAGCACGCUUCAUUUGUGCGUUCUUUUAAAUCUGACGGGGAUACUCAGCGGUUUUUCGCUACUUUUUGCAGUGAUUUUGCGACAAACAAAGCUCGUCUUGUGUCACAUCACCAUGAACGCUGUGUGUGCAGUGGUGGUUCUAAUUUAUUUCGUAGUGGUAGUAUGCCUUAAAAAAUUGGUAAUCGAUUUAGUGUUUGAUAGUUUGUUAAUUACUACAGCCGUCUAUACCUUUGUUUGUUUUUUGGAGUAUUCGGUUUAUUUGUACUAUAAGGAGAUGUUGAGAGAGAGAGAGAAAGAACAUGAUGUGACGGAGUUGGUCACGAAUGAGUGUGUGACUUAAAUUAUGGGGUCCAUUUUAGUAUAAGGCAGAAAGUUGUCGUUUUUCUAACUAUAUUUGUGUUAACUGUUGG